Messenger RNA from Notolabrus celidotus (New Zealand spotty), 1855 nucleotides. It is a transcript of the gene ccdc14, whose product is annotated as coiled-coil domain containing 14. Bases 139 to 1734 code for a protein of 531 amino acids. The record is from RefSeq and is a predicted model, not a curated record. Gene Ontology annotation, cellular component: centriolar satellite. The transcript has 11 exons. Gene Ontology annotation, biological process: protein localization to centrosome. NCBI's taxonomy places the organism in Eukaryota, Metazoa, Chordata, Actinopteri, Labriformes, Labridae.
UCAUUGGUCAGCGACACGCUUCCUGUUUUCAAACUUGUACCCCAACCGUAGCGUGGAGAAAUCAGUCAAAACAAACGACUUGAAUUCAAAAAGUUGUCAGAUUAUGACAGAAACGUGUGACUUAGACUGUUUUCAACCAUGAAGGGGACAGCAAGAGCUAAGGUGGUGACAUCAGGGAGGCUGACAGGAAGGGUCAAAGUGCAGACAGUAAAAAGAAGAGUUCCUUCAAAUCCAGCACCUGAGCCGGCCUACUCUCUGUACUCCACAGACUCUGAAGAACAGGUCACUUCUCUCCAUAAAGGUCUGGAUCGGUGUGCCGCUCUGCUCGGUGGCAUCCUGCAGGUGGAUAAAGAAGAGACUCCACCAAGUGUUCCUGGAGCAACGCAGGGUGCAGCAGCCAAAUCACGACCAUCCCCUUCAAGGACCAUCAGGAAACUCGCUCCACAGACAGAUCAGAAGAUUCGUCGUUCAGUGCAUCGAGGAGCUGCCAGCAAAACUCCCAAAACCCCCCGUCAGCCUGUCACUGCUCCAGCCGCACACUCAGGGGUGAAGCUGCACCCGCCUCGGAGACGUCUGCAGACACCACAGCACCUCUCACAGCCCUCCACGCCUUCCUCUCAGCCUCCUGCAGCUGCACGCGCUCGCGGCGAGGUGGAGCAAGAUGUAGAUGAGUCCGUUCCUGUGAGAGACACCAAUCCUGAGACAUCGGACGCACACACAGCUGUUACGAACACACACACCUGUGCUCUGAAGGUGCAGCCGGAGCAUGCUCAGUGUGAGGAGGACUCACACAGCUGCAGGGAGCAGACCGGAGGGACACAGAGGACGGCUCAGGAUGUGCUGGGAGAGCUCCGAGCGCUGAUCGCAGGACAAGGGAGUGUAGCAGAGACGCUGCUCCGUCACCUGGAGCAGACCCUGUCCUCUUCCUCCUCCUCCUCCUCGCUGAUGAAGGCUGGAGGUGCAGACAUUCAGGCUGAAGCAGAAGUUUCUUCACUGCAGAGCCAGAACACACAGCUACACAGGCGUGUGAGGAGUCUGCAGCAGCAGCUGAAGCAGAGAGAAGACGCAGAGAGACGUCAGCACACAGACUCACUCUCUCACUCAGACGUGUUGAUCCUGCAGGACGAGCUCGCCGUCGCUCAGUCUCAGCUGCAGGAGCUCCAGUGUGACCUCACGGAGCUACGGGAAGCCCUGCAGGACGCACAGAGCCGGCUGAGGGAGAGCGAGGCCCAGAGGACUCUCAUCCAGACAGACCUGGAGACCACCAGAUGCAGGUUUGUGGAGAGCGAGCGAGAGAAGACUGAGCUGGCUUCGCUCGCCCAGAAGAGACUGGAGGAGAUCCAGAGCCUGAGCAGAAGCCUUCAGAGUCGAGAUUCCUCUGUUCCUCCUGCAGUCUCUGACUCUCAGACAUCCAAGCAGCAGCAGCAGAAACUGGAUCCAGCACAGCCCCCGUCAGACCGGGUCACUCAAUACCUGAUGUCUCUGGGUCAGCUGGAACCCACACACACGGACCAGGUGUGUGUGUCUGCAGAGAGAGGAGGUGAAUCAGAGAAUCACCGCCGUCAGCUCUUUAACGCCUCGCUGUCUCGAGUAUCCCUGAGCUCUGAUUGGAGCACGAGAUCCGGCUCGACCUUUGACACCAGAGACGAGGCUGCGUUCAGGGACGGUCUGGCAGCUCUGGAUGCGAGCAUCGCCAGUCUGCAGAAGACCAUGCAGCUGGACCUGAGGAGGUGAUCGGCUUCACUUUAUAGCCUCAAAUCAAACCUUUGUGCAAUAUGAGACAGACGCGUGUCGUCCUGUCAGCUUGUUAUGAAAUUAUAUUUAAAACUUAUGAAUAAAGAUGUUUUUAAACAGA